AUGGUAGAUUCAGUAGCAAGAAGAUUACUUAAAGAGCUCAAAGAUUACCAGAACGAACCAAACCCAGAUCUUAUUGAGCUAUCACCCAUAUCGGAUGAUAACAUCUUGAUCUGGAAUGCAGUCUUACGUGGAGAGUCGGACACUCCUUAUGAAGGAGGGAAAUGGACUUUACGUAUUGAAGUUCCAAAAUCAUAUCCUAUUCAUCCACCUAAAAUCAAGUUCUUGACAAAGAUCUGUCAUCCAAAUAUAUCUUUUAAGACUGGGGAGAUCUGUCUUGAUAUUUUAAAAACGGCUUGGAGUCCUGCGUGGACUUUACAGUCUGCGUGUAUGGCGAUCAGAUUAUUGUUGUCAAAUCCGGAACCGACAAGUCCACUGAAUUGCGAUGCUGCAAAUUUACUUCGAUGCGGUGAUUUCAUGGGUUACGAAUCUUUGGUGAAAAUGUACACGCAGCUUCACGCAAUGAAUCAACAAGAUAACGAAGAAAGUAGUUGA
Messenger RNA from Funneliformis caledonium, 492 nucleotides. The record is from the annotation of a GenBank genome assembly. NCBI's taxonomy places the organism in Eukaryota, Fungi, Glomeromycota, Glomeromycetes, Glomerales, Glomeraceae.